Melanotaenia boesemani (Boeseman's rainbowfish) is the source of this 1582-nucleotide messenger RNA. RefSeq names its product poly(rC)-binding protein 3-like. NCBI's taxonomy places the organism in Eukaryota, Metazoa, Chordata, Actinopteri, Atheriniformes, Melanotaeniidae. The record is from RefSeq and is a predicted model, not a curated record. Gene Ontology annotation, molecular function: mRNA binding. Bases 89 to 1138 code for a protein of 349 amino acids. The transcript has 12 exons. Gene Ontology annotation, biological process: regulation of gene expression; regulation of RNA metabolic process. Gene Ontology annotation, cellular component: nucleus; cytoplasm.
GGUUGGCUGACUCCACCAUCACACUCGCGUUGGCCCUUGAUCUCCUCUCUCACGUGACCACGCCCCUUCCUUCACAUCCAAUCCCAACAUGGAGCCCAUCAAGGUCCAAUCAGAGGGCGGACUGAAUGUGACCCUCACCAUCAGGCUGCUGAUGCAUGGCAAGGAGGUGGGAAGCAUCAUAGGAAAGAAAGGGGAGACAGUGAAGAAGAUGCGUGAAGAUAGUGGUGCCCGCAUCAACAUUUCAGAGGGGAACUGCCCUGAGCGGAUAGUUACUAUCACCGGGCCAACAGAUGCCAUUUUCAAGGCCUUCGCCAUGAUCGCCUACAAGUUUGAGGAGGAUAUAAUCAACUCCAUGAGCAACAGCCCAGCCACCAGCAAACCCCCAGUAACCCUGAGGCUCGUCGUCCCUGCCAGCCAGUGUGGCUCCCUUAUCGGCAAAGGUGGCUCCAAAAUCAAAGAAAUGAGAGAGUCCACGGGAGCCCAGGUCCAGGUUGCAGGUGACAUGCUUCCCAACUCCACUGAGAGAGCGGUGACAAUCUCAGGGGCCCCAGAAGCCAUCAUCCAGUGUGUCAAACAGAUAUGUGUGGUGAUGCUGGAGUCCCCACCGAAAGGUGCCACCAUCCCCUACCGCCCCAAGCCUGCCUCCACCCCUGUCAUUUUUUCAGGUGGCCAGGUAAGAGCAGACCCACUGGGGGCAUCCACAGCCAACCUCAGCCUCUUACUGCAGCACCAGCCACUGCCUGCUUAUACCAUUCAAGGACAGUACGCCAUCCCACAUCCAGAUUUGAGCAAGCUCCACCAGUUGGCUAUGCAGCAAACCCCCUUUACCCCCCUUGGACAGACCACCCCUGCCUUCCCCGGUCUGGAUGCCAGUAACCAGGCCAGUACUCAUGAACUCACCAUUCCCAAUGAUCUAAUAGGCUGCAUAAUCGGACGCCAGGGAACCAAAAUCAACGAGAUCCGUCAGAUGUCUGGGGCGCAGAUCAAAAUUGCUAACGCCAUGGAAGGGUCAUCGGAGCGCCAGAUCACCAUCACAGGAACCCCCGCCAACAUCAGCCUGGCCCAGUACCUCAUCAAUGCAAGGUUCAGAGACGUGGCGGCCAUGUGGAAUGACCCAUCUUCCAUGACCACAUCCUGAAUCCCUGACUGGCUCCUCCGUUUGGCCCUUUCCAAUGACUGACUACCGCAGACAACCCUGAUGAAGCCCUUCGGACUCUGGCUCUGGCUCUCCGAAAACCCUGACCACCUUUCCACCCUGGUUCUAACUACAUCAGGGAGGGUUUGGCGCUUUUAUUUCAGAGAGCCAAAUUAAGUUAAAAGAAAAAAAAAGAAAUACAAAAAAGUAACUCUGUUGACUAGAUUUUUUAGAGAACUGUUGAAGCAUGUUGAAUGUUUAUUAGAAACAACUUGUGUUAAUCUUUCUUCUUUUUCUCUCUAUCUAUUGCUUUCUCUCUCUGUCUCAGUGCUGCGUAAUAGAACAUCAUUUAAAAGUUUAAAAAAGUACUAGUAAAAGAUUGAGCAUUUUUGUAGAACAUAGUUAUUUGCAUAUUACAGUACAGCUGCUCAGUGAUGCUAUCGGCAG